This is a messenger RNA of Peromyscus eremicus (cactus mouse), 2412 nucleotides long. RefSeq names its product neuralized E3 ubiquitin protein ligase 1 (gene Neurl1). Gene Ontology annotation, cellular component: postsynaptic density; plasma membrane. Gene Ontology annotation, molecular function: ubiquitin protein ligase activity. NCBI's taxonomy places the organism in Eukaryota, Metazoa, Chordata, Mammalia, Rodentia, Cricetidae. Bases 552 to 2276 code for a protein of 574 amino acids. Gene Ontology annotation, biological process: nervous system development; negative regulation of Notch signaling pathway. The transcript is spliced from 6 exons. The record is from RefSeq and is a predicted model, not a curated record.
GGUUGGGGUGGCGGCGGCCUCGGGAGGGACCCGGCGGGAGCGGGGGCGGUCCACAGGAGCUGGGAGCUGCAAGCUCACCCGCGGGCGGGAGGGCGCCACGCACGUCGCCACGGCCGUCCCUGCGGGCGGGGACCGAGCCCUCCGCCGAGCCUUUGAGCAGACGCGCGCCGAGCCCCGACUCUAUGGCCCGCGGGGAGCGCGCCGCCGCUGCGCCGCCCACCCGCAGCCGGAACCCGAGCUCCAGAGCCAGGCAGAGUGCAGCGGCGCGCGCCGCGGGCCGGGGCCCAGGGGCCGGGCCGCCCCGGGCGCGGGGCAUGGGAGCCCGAUAGCCGGGUGGCGCGAGGAUCCCCACAGCGGGCAGGACCCGCCGAGAGAAGACCGCCGAGCCCAGGGAGAGCCGGAGACAGCGAACCGCCCGCCCCCGGCCGCAGCCCCGCCAGGGCCCUCCCCCGGAGGCGCGCACUCGCGCGCGCACACACUUGCACACCUUUCCUCGGCUCCUGCCCAACCUUGCCUGCCCCCCGCUGAAGCACCCCUGGGGUCCCGAUGCCAUGGGUAACAACUUCUCCAGUGUCUCCUCUCUGCAGCGAGGAAACCCGAAUCGCGCGUCUCGGGGCCACCCCCAGAACCUCAAAGACUCCAUCGGGGGCUCCUUCCCGGUCACCUCUCACCGAUGCCAUCACAAACAGAAGCACUGCUCGCCCGUGCUGUCAGCUGGGGGGCUCCAGGCCACGCCGCUGCUCUUCCACCCCCACACUAAGGGCUCCCAGAUCCUCAUGGACCUCAGCCACAAGGCCGUCAAGAGGCAGGCCAGCUUCUGCAACGCCAUCACCUUCAGUAACCGCCCGGUGCUCAUCUACGAGCAAGUCCGGCUGAAGAUCACCAAGAAGCAGUGCUGCUGGAGUGGGGCCCUGCGACUCGGCUUCACCAGCAAGGACCCUUCCCGCAUCCACCCCGACUCGCUGCCCAAGUACGCCUGCCCUGACCUGGUGUCUCAGAGUGGCUUCUGGGCCAAAGCUCUGCCUGAGGAGUUUGCCAACGAGGGCAACAUCAUUGCCUUCUGGGUGGACAAGAAGGGCCGUGUCUUCUACCGCAUCAAUGAAUCAGCCGCUAUGCUUUUCUUCAAUGGGGUCCGAACAGCUGACCCGCUCUGGGCCCUGGUGGAUGUCUACGGUCUCACGCGGGGUGUCCAGCUGCUAGACAGCGAGCUGGUGCUGCCCGACUGCCUGCGGCCGCGCUCCUUCACCGCGCUGCGGCGGCCGUCCCUGCGGUGCGAGGCGGACGAGACGCGCCUGUCCGUGAGCCUGUGCGACCUCAACGUGCCGGGGACCGACGGCGACGACGGCGCACCGCCCGCCGGCUGCCCGAUCCCGCAGAACUCGCUCAACUCGCAGCACAGCCGCGCGCUGCCGGCGCAGCUCGACGGCGACCUGCGCUUCCACGCGCUGCGCGCCGGCGCGCACGUCCGCAUCCUGGACGAGCAGACGGUGGCGCGCCUGGAGCACGGGCGCGACGAGCGCGCGCUCGUCUUCACCAGCCGGCCGGUGCGCGUGGCCGAGACCAUCUUCAUCAAGGUCACGCGCUCGGGCGGUGCGCGACCCGGCGCGCUGUCCUUCGGGGUCACCACGUGCGACCCUGGCACGCUGCGGCCGGCCGACCUGCCCUUCAGCCCCGAGGCCCUAGUGGACCGCAAGGAGUUCUGGGCGGUGUGCCGCGUGCCCGGGCCUCUGCACAGCGGCGACAUCCUGGGCCUGGUGGUCAACGCCGACGGAGAGCUGCACCUGAGUCACAACGGCGCUGCGGCCGGCAUGCAGCUCUGCGUGGACGCCUCGCAGCCCCUCUGGAUGCUCUUCAGCCUGCAUGGCGCCAUCACGCAGGUCCGCAUCCUCGGCUCCACCAUCAUGGCUGAACGGGGUGGCCCAUCUCUCCCCUGCUCACCUGCCUCCACUCCAACCUCGCCCAGUGCCCUGGGCAGCCGCCUCUCUGACCCCUUGCUCAGCACCUGCAGUUCUGGGCCUCUGGGUGGCUCUACCGGCGGGACAGCCCCCAACUCACCUGUGAGCCUGCCCGAGUCACCGGUGACCCCGGGUGUGGGCCAGUGGAGUGAUGAGUGCACCAUCUGCUAUGAACACGCAGUGGACACUGUCAUCUACACGUGUGGCCACAUGUGCCUCUGCUACUCCUGCGGCCUGCGCCUCAAGAAGGCCCUGCACGCUUGCUGCCCCAUCUGCCGACGCCCCAUCAAGGACAUCAUCAAGACCUACCGCAGCUCCUAGCCCACCGCAGAGCCCCAUCUGCACGCCCACUUCUGCAGACGUCAGCCCAGCAACAGCUAAGGGGAAGCCAACAGGGUCCCUUCUCUUCUACGUUUGGGAAACUCUUCCUCCUUUUCCAUUAAACAUGGGAAUCCAA